Messenger RNA from Symbiodinium sp. CCMP2456, 909 nucleotides. The record is from the annotation of a GenBank genome assembly. NCBI's taxonomy places the organism in Eukaryota, Dinophyceae, Suessiales, Symbiodiniaceae.
AUGACACGAGGAAGAAUAGGAACAGGACUGGCGUUCACAACAGUAGAAGUUUUAAUUACAGAAACACGAGCAGGAUUUCUGUUCGACGGACGAGUAUUGUCAGAACCGCCAGUAAGUAUCACCAUCCUAGGUGCCUCCUUGGCAUCGGGCACGGCUCGCACCGCAGAGGCAUCAGAGGAUCCGCCGAGUGAAGUCAAGGAGCUGGCAGAAACCGGCACGGCAGUCGAUCUGGCUCUCCUUGGUGAAAUGAAGGAGCGGUAUGACAAGUUCACGGACACCAGAGAUCAGGUCAUCAAGCGUUCACGGGACGUGGGCAAAGCCGCCAAGAACGCCGUGUAUGCGCUGCAAAGAGCAGACUUCAAGAAGGCAGAUGGCAACUUGGCCCUCUGCGCAAAGGAGGCGAACAGCAUCUGGCAGGAGCAUGUCUCCACUGCACUUACAUUGCGUUCUGGAGGAUUCACUGGCGCUUUGGAGGAGGUAGCCGAGGCGGUAGCCUACCGUGCCUUCCUGAAGGAGCAGAAACUCUUAACUCGAGCUGAGCUGCAGAAAGCAAGCGGCUUGAGCUUUGAGCUGACGAUCCCGGAGUAUCUAGGAGGUCUCAUGGACUUGACUGGAGAGGUCGGGCGCCUCGCAAUUCGGAAGGCAAGCGCCGGACGGGAGGCGGUUGGAGACGUGGAGAAGUGCCUGGCUUGUGUCGAGGGCGUCUUCCAAGGUGUGCAGGACCUCGUCUAUCUUCCCGGCGGCGUGGGCAAGAAGAUGGGAGCAUUGCGGUCCACGCUGCUGAAGAUCGAGGGUGUCCUCUACGAGCUGGCGCUGUUGUCCCACGCCGGGAUUCGUGCUGCCAAGGCACCCGAGCAAGCGCAACAGCGGGACGAUACAGCCGAGGCAGAUGACUCGGCAGGCCUCUAG